Triticum aestivum (bread wheat) is the source of this 816-nucleotide messenger RNA. RefSeq lists its product as uncharacterized. The record is from RefSeq and is a predicted model, not a curated record. Bases 1 to 591 code for a protein of 196 amino acids. The transcript is spliced from 3 exons. NCBI's taxonomy places the organism in Eukaryota, Viridiplantae, Streptophyta, Magnoliopsida, Poales, Poaceae.
AUGAACCAGGGAUGCAAGGCCCCGUCGUGCAAAAAGAAAAAAAAACUGACGAUCGAGGGCAGUCUCGCUACGAGGACGAGAUUAGGAGAACCCACGCCCCAGCCGCCAUCGCCGCCGCCGAUCCCUUCGCCGUCGCCGAUCUAUUCGCUACGUCGACGGAAACCACGCCCUAGCCGCCAUCGCAGAUCCCUUUGCUGCCGCCGAGGUCCUGGAGGAGCCGCCGCCACCUUCAUUGUGGACCUCCAGGUCGCCGUCGGGACACCGCGGCAGAGGUUCGCCACGGCCGCCGUCGAGUUCCGAGAGGGGCAUGACCCCAGGGAGAUCUUCGUCGGGGUUGCCGCCGCCGCCGACGUCGCCUGCCGAAGAGAGGAAAGGUACGGUGCCGUCGAUCCGUCCUGCCUGUGGAUUCACUGGAUGCGUCUUGGUGGAGUGAGCGCUCGUGGGCUAAACCUCUCGUCCUCUGGCGACGAACAUCGCCUCCCGCUAGGGUAUGCGGGCGACAAUCGUUACUCAGCGCCAGCAGGUCGCUGCCCCGUCCUCCAAUUGACAAUGGUAGCAUGCUUAUGCCUUGGGGCAUGGUGUCGCGGGUAGAGUGUGUGCUGCCAUGGCUGAACGAAGCAGCAGUCGGCUGUGCACACUGUCUGACUACUAUUGAUGUUGGUGUUUCAUGUAGGCUUGCCUUCAAAUAUCACGGCAAGGUAUGUGAUUUCUUAUACUGUAACAGACUGUACAAGUUCACUCUCAUAUACAAGGACCAUGAAAUUGGAUUGUGGCAUUAUUUCAACUAUUUUAUGAAGUCCACUGAUUUUUUGAUGA